ACAGGUGGGCCAACGGGGACCGGGGCGCGCGGGAGGCGCAACGGGCAUCCCCUUCCCCCGGCACGCGGACAAGGAGGGAGAUAGGGCCUCCCGACUUCCUCCCGCGCGCACACACACACGCAAGCACGCGAUCACUCCCCCUGCUUCCCUCCCUCUCAGUUUAAAUGGCUGUUCCGAACGGUCGGAGUUCUGGGUCUGCCGAACGUUUUCUAAUAGGCGCGCGAUUCCUCUCCCGUCCCGCCCCCGUGGUGUCUCUCGCUUUGAGCCAUUCUUUGGAAAGAGCUUCUUGCUUCUCUGUGGAGUGCGGCCUACUGAGCCUGAGCUGAAGUCAUGCCAGAGGAUUCCCCCUCUGAUCUGUUUCUUCCCUGCUCCGCCUUGCUUUUUAGUACCCUUCGCUUUCUGCAAAGCUUGUCCCAUCAGUGCUGCCCAUCCGUUGCCCUUCUCUGGCCCCUUCAGCACUGCCCUAUACAAUCCACAUCAUCUGCUUUGAGCGGGAUUACUGGGCAGUGUUGACAUAGAUAAUCCAGUUCAAAGCAGAUCAUGUGGAUCAUCUACAGUAGAGUCUCACUUAUCCAACAUAAACCGGCCGUCAGAAUGUUGGGUAAGCGAAUAUGUUGGAUAAUAAGGAGGCAUUAAGGAAAAGCCUAUUAAACAUCAAAUUAGGCUAUGAUUUUACAAAUGAAGCACCAAAACAUCAUGUUAUACAACAAAUUUGACAGAAAGUAAUGCUAUAUAGUAAUUACUGUAUUUACGAAUUUAGCACCAAAAUAUCACGAUGUAUUGAAAACAUUGACUACAAAAAUGUGUUAGAUAAUCCAGAACGUUGGAUAAGUGAGACUCUACUGUAUUUUGAAUUAUAUGGCAGUGUAGAUGGGGCCUCUUCCUAGGAAAAUGGGUAUCUGAGGGCCCUUCCACACGGCUAUAUAACCCAGAAUAUCAAGGCAGAAUAACCCACAAUAUCUGCUUUGAACUGAAAUAUCUGAGCCCACACUGCCAUAUAUCCAAGUUCAAAGCCGAUAAUGUGGGAUUUUAUCCAGCUGUGUGGAAGAGGCUUGAGGAAGGCCCCAGAUCCUGCUUGAGGGCCCUUCCACACAGUCAGAUAACCCAGAAUAUCAAGGCAGAAAAUCCCACAAUACAGUAGAGUCUCACUUAUCCAAGCUAAACGGGCCGGCAGAACCUUGGAUAAGUGAAUAUCUUGGAUAAUAAGGAAGGAUUAAGGAAAAGCCUAUUAAACAUCAAAUUAGGUUAUGAUUUUACAAAUUAAGCACCAAAACGUGAUGUUAUACAACAAAUUUGACAGAAAAAGUAGUUCAAUGCGCAGUAAUGUUAUGAUGUAAUUACUGUAUUUACGAAUUUAGCACUAAAAUAUCACGAUAUAUUGAAAACACUGACUACAAAAAUGCCUUGGAUAAUCCAGAACCUUGGAUAAGCGAGUCUUGGAUAAGUGAGACUCUACUGUAUCUGCUUUGAACUGGGUUAUCUGAGUCCACACUGCCACAUAUUCCAGUUCAAAGCAGAUAAUUUGGGGUUUUACAGUGUUCCCUCACUUAUUGUGGGGGUUACGUUCCAGGACCACCUGCAAUAAGUGAAUAUCCGCGACGUAGGGACACUAUAUUUAUUCUAUGUUUGGAGGAGAGCAAACUACAGACAACUUACUACAAUACAGUCUGUACUUUAUUUUAGCAGUUACAAUAUACAGUACACCCGCAGAGAAGAAAAAUGGAAGCUAAAUAACCCUUUUUUAUUUCCAACCCUUCCCUACCCUCCCCCUUCUCCUUUUAUUUCUCCCUUUCCCCCCUUACAAAACCCAUACACCAGAAAAAACCCACGAAACAGCGAAAAUACCGUGAUAACGAGUUACAUUAAUAUUUAUUGAAAAUCCGCAAAACAGAGAGGAAGCGAAAAGUGAACCGUGAAGUAGCAAGGGAACACUAUUCACCUGUGUGGAAGGGGCCUCAGAUAACCCAGGGCCUUUCCACACAGUCUUAUAUUCCAGAAUAUCAAGGCAGAAAAUCCCACAAUAUCUGCUUUGAACUGGGUUAUCUGAGUCCACACUCAGAUAUUGUAAGGUUUUCUUGCCUUGAUAUUCUGGGAUAUAGGGCUGUGUGGAAGGACCCGUAAUGAAUAGAAUAGACUACUGAAAUGCACUCUACAUGGGGCUGCCUUUGAACACUGUUUGGAAGCUUCAAAUAGUCCAGGAGUUCUCAACCUGUGGGUCCCCAGAUGUUUUGGCCUUCAAUUCCCAGAAAUCCCAGGCUUCUGGAAAACAUGAAAGCAGAUGAGAGUCCUGCUCAGAAAGCAACUUCUAACAUGAAAUACAGUGUAGUUUGUUUUUUGUGUGAAUACCAAGGCUGAUAAGAAACAUGUUUGAUCGAAAUAAGCAAGCCGAUGAAGCCUCUGCUGCUUCAGCACAAGGUGUAAUAAGAAGAGGUAAUGAAGACUCUUUGCGACAAGAGAGCAACAGUGGUUUAAACACACAGGGACCAGAGCCAGCUCGGUCUGGGUUACCAGUUAUGCAGAACAGGCAAGGCUAUUGCAAUUGCUGCCAUGUACACUACAGUAACCUUGAACAGCAUAUCUCCAGUUCCCAGCACAGACAUUUUGCCACUUACUGUAGGAAUCGUAUGGGUACAACUAGCUUGAUGGAGCGUUUCCUGCAAGAUGUUUUACAGCAUCAUCCCUACAGUUAUGAUGACAACAGACCGACUUAUGAUGACAUGCCAUUCACCAGCUCCCAACCUCCUGAAGACGAACCUCUUCUUUCAUUGGAUGUGAAAAAAGAGAGAACCGCAAGUAGGGGGGAAGAGCCAAGCAUCGACAGUGCAGUCACUGCUGAAUCAGGCCUCCUUAUUUCCCAGAGAUCACAAGAGGAACUGAAGAAGACUUCUACAGUAGUUGCACCUCUCCAUAAGCUAGAAGGAGGACAGGAACACAGUCCACAAAAAACUUUAGCAAUCAUUUGUAAUAAAAAGGACACUGUUCCAGUGGAAGAUGAUCUGUCUGAAAGUAAUAAUCCUAAAGCCUCAUGUACAGCUGUGAACCUCUUACCUGAUCCAGUACCCAUUAGCCAAUCUCCAUCUGCUCCACAGAGACUUCCAAAAAAUACUCAAGAUCCAGUAGUCCCAGAAUCCGUUUCCAGUAGAAGGUGUGAGCAAAGUAAACAUGAAAUAUGCAGUGAAGAUGGAGUGUUACAUCCGAGUCUGAGUGCUGUUUUACCAUCAACACAGUCAAAAACUGUUCCACUUUCACAAGAGAGUCCCGUCUGUAAUCAAGGCAACUCUUUAAUCUCAGGUCAACAUUUUUUAAAACAAGAUCACUUACAACCUCAGGAUAAAACUCAGAUUUCAGACUUCAGUCUCAGGAACACCAGCAACCCUUUGGGUACCAGCAGUUCCCAGGCUUUUCAAGUAGAUUCCCAAGUGUCAGGAAAAAAUGAAAUUAAGUUGGGUGGAAGUGCUGAAACUGUAGUUAAAACAACUGAAGAAGCCCUUCUGAAAUGUGAUAAAACUUCCCCCAAUGAGUUGCUUUCCAGAGAUGAAGAUACUAAUUCCUGUGUAAAUAUUCUGUCACUUCUUGAUCACAAUAGUGCACAUGACUCAGACAUAAGUUUUGAUUGUGAUGCAGCUGUCCAGUCAGGACCAGUCCUGCCCAAAGCAACUGUUAAAAGUUUAGAACUUCUCAAAGAGGUCCAAGUAAACCUCCAAGAUGAGAACUAUGGCACUCAGCUCAGUACCAUCUUAAAGAGUGGCUCAGUCCAACAGGAAGUAGAGUCAGGCAAUGAUGUGCCGAUUCAGAACAAUGAGCCUGUUCUUCUUGAUCACAAUAGUGCACAUGACUCAGACAUAAGUUUUGAUUGCAAUGCAGCUGUCCAGUCAGGACCAGUCCUGCCCAAAGCAACUGUUAAAAGUUUAGAACUUCUCAAAGAUGUCCAAGUAAACCUCCAAGAUGAGAACUAUGGCACUCAGCUCAGUACCAUCUUAAAGAGUGGCUCAGUGCAACAGGAAGUAGAGUCAGGCAAUGAUGUGCCAAUUCAGAACAAUGAGCCUGUUCUUCCCGCUCUGCCCCACGUGCCUCCUUCCUUUGUAGGAAAGACGUGGUCCCAGAUCAUGUAUGAAGACGAUAUGAAAAUUGAAGCCCUUGUGCGGGAUUUCAGGGAAGGUCGCUUCCGCUGUCACUUCGAUACCGAGUCCUUGGCUAAACAUGCAAGGAGGAGGGCAAGAAAGAAAAAGCAGGAGGAAGAAGGAGGGAUCAUUGCAAAUACAGCUAACAAAAUAGAGGCUGUGCCAGUGAAAGAACUUCCAGAAUUUACUGAUGCGUUAAGUGUUGCCUCUGACUUCAGCAACUCAUUUGUAAUCUCAGAAACACAGCCUGUUCCAGAAACAUCAAAGAGACCUAAAAAAAGGACUUGGCGUCUUGCCUCAAGAUGCCAAGUAGUCAAGGUUAGCCAUGGCACACAAACCAGCUUACAUCACUAUCCAGUAGUAAAACAAAAAAUAAUUAGAAAGGACUGUGACCCACCAGAUCAGAAAGAGAGCCCAUUAUGGUCAGAGAAUGAGAAAACACCUACCAUGAAAACAAGGCUCUGUGCCUUCAAGCUACCUGAAUCGUAUACCAAAAUUAUGACUCCUAUACAACCCCAGACAGUGGUUUAUGUACUUUCUUGUCCAGAGAUUAAACAGUGUAGAAGCAAAACUGAAGACAUUCCCAAAAUGAGAAGAAACCAGCACUCCACAGAUAGUAAGGACUCUGUAAGGUACAAAUACAAACAAGGUUCUCUCAGAUAUUAUGAUCCAUUGACCAAUCGAGUCUUAAAAACCCCUCCCCAAAGCCUGUCUGGGGAAAAGUCAAGGAACCCGCCACACAUUCGGCAACUCUUUAGGAGUCUCAACGUUGACGCAAACCAGAAGAAACAAGCUGAUUCAGAGUGUGAUGGCAUAAUGCCAAAGGCCUUCAGUUCAACAGAUUUCCACGGUUCUUCAGCAUCUUUCCUGCUACACCCAGUUAAAGAGAAUGAUGUGAAUUCAAGUCAUAAGACAGAUGGAUCUUCGAUUUCCACAGAGAGUUCUGAAUGUCUGGUAUGUAAUAAUUCAGAGAAAUCCUAUAAAAAUUUAGUCCUCUCACCGUUGAACUCUCACCAGUCGCAGUGCGAAGGUGACUUUCGAUUAACUCGUUUGAAGUCACAUGUGGCUGACUGUUUGGAAAGGGAUAAUCCAAAGACAAAGAGGCGGAGGAAAAAAGGCAAUCGAGAGUCAGGGGGUUCCAAAAAAGCUUCAGGGCUAGCCUUUGCCAAGCAUAGUCUUGUUAGGAGAGGCAAUAGGAAACAGUCACCCAAGACUCCAGCUCAGCAAAAGAGGGCGAGGAUCAGAAAGAUUUCUUCUUGUACCCCAAAAUCCUCUGCCUCAUCCACUCUCAGGCAUCAAACAAAGAAAAGUAGUAUAGGAAAGCACCUUCAGAAAGAGAAAUUGGAUACUAAAAAACUUAAGGUGACAAGGAAGUCCAAGAGGACAUUUUUGAAUCCUGAAAAAAAGCAAAGAGCCACUGCAAGGCCUUCUUCCAAAGUAAAGAAAGGGAAGGGGAGAGUUUCCUUUGCACUGUGAAAUGAGGGUUUUCCACACUACAUGAACUUGGAUUCUGACGUGCUCUACUAAGAGUAGUCAGUGUGGCAUGGGUAUGAUGAGUUCAGUUUUUAUGCCUUAGAACUAGAAAUACAGGGUGUUUCAGAAAGAUGGAUUCAAUUUCAGAGCAAUAUAAUUCAUGAUGGCAAUAUGUUACAAUUGCACAAAAAGUUACAAACAAUUUAAUGAGUUGCCAAGCUUUCCUAACCAUUUUGAACCAGAAACUAAUUGAAAAAAUUACUCUGCAAAUGGAGAAUAUCGCAUUACACCUUAUGAUGCAGGGUCACCAUUUUGCGAAUGAUUGUGUGCUAUGAGAGGCAUAUAGUGGUAAUUCUUUGAAACUUUAUGCCCCAUCCUUUCAAGUGAUAAGAGAUUCAUGGGCGGUUUGUGGUUACAGAGAUAAAGCCAUUUCAAAUUGGGUCCAUCUUUUUUAAACAGCCUAUAGAAUAAAUCCAUGGUUCAACAAUAAGCUGAAAAACCUAAGGUUCCUGUUCAUGUGUAUGCACUGUUCUGUUACCACAUAUAAGUUACAAAACACAUAUGUGUUCAUCAAAAGCAAUAAGAGCCAUGUUUAAUAAGGUUCCAGGCAUCCUUGUCAUGGUAGGUAGGUAUAUAUAUAUAUAUAAAUGGAUUAAAAUUUUCAUUAUUGUUCUGGUAAAUAUAGUGCACUACAUUGCAAAGAUGGAUAUGUCUGUCUUGUUGAUAGGAUUCACUUUUCUUAUCCAGCUGUCAAAGAACUCAUCCAACAGUGACUUGGAUCCAGACAUCCUGGUGUAUGAGCAGAAGUCAAUGCUGCUCACAUGUGAGGAUCAGCACUUUCUCACCGUCAGCAGUCCUCCACACACACCU
Messenger RNA from Anolis carolinensis (green anole), 6464 nucleotides. It is a transcript of the gene zdbf2, whose product is annotated as zinc finger DBF-type containing 2. NCBI's taxonomy places the organism in Eukaryota, Metazoa, Chordata, Lepidosauria, Squamata, Anolidae. Gene Ontology annotation, molecular function: nucleic acid binding; zinc ion binding. The transcript is spliced from 7 exons. Gene Ontology annotation, biological process: epigenetic programming of gene expression; genomic imprinting. The record is from RefSeq and is a predicted model, not a curated record. Bases 2364 to 5597 code for a protein of 1077 amino acids.